Molecule: messenger RNA, 1292 nt
Organism: Geodia barretti
Lineage: Eukaryota; Metazoa; Porifera; Demospongiae; Tetractinellida; Geodiidae
Source: the annotation of a GenBank genome assembly
GUGCCCGUAUUAGCUCUCGCAAGUGCCUCUGAGCUAGCUCUCUCGUUCAAGCAGCUUGGUAGUAGACCGUGGUUGAGGGGGGUUCCAGUAGUAACUGUGGGUACUCCACUUCGUGUCGUUAUCCUAACCUGAUUGCAAGAAUUAUAUACAGUGAAUGCAUGGACUGAAAAUUUGUAUAUACCCCAUCAAAAUUUCGAAAAUAAAUGGCGACAGGGAUAAGUGGGAGAAAUAUUGCGGCUGGCAGUUCGCAGCAAUCACUGCCUGGGAGCCCGGAGGAGAUGCGGAUACCCUUGUCUCGCCUGGACACGCACCGUGACCAGCUGGAUAUGGGCUGGAAGAACGAGACUGACAAGAAGAAAGCGGAGGAAACACUCGAGAAAAUGUCUGGAGCUUUUUCUGCUCUCAUUGAGAGCGUGGGGGAGCAGCCGGAGCGAGAAGGGUUGAAGCGUACGCCACUGCGAGCUGCCAAGGCCCUCUGCUUCUUCACAAAAGGCUAUGAAGACAACUUGGCCAGUGUGGUGGGGGAUGGAAUAUUCCAGGAGAACCAUGAGGAGAUGGUGGUGGUGAAGGACAUUGAGCUGUUCUCACUCUGUGAGCACCAUCUUGUGCCCUUCUUUGGCAGAGUCUCAGUGGGCUACCUGCCCCAGGGCCAGGUUCUGGGUCUCAGCAAGGUGGCCAGGAUUGUUGAAAUGUUUAGCAGAAGAUUACAGGGUAAGUUAGGUAACUGCUUCGCAUCCAAGCACCCCCCCUUCCCUCUGUUUAGUCUUUGAGCCUCCACUCUCUGUUUUCUGUAUUUGGCUCAAGGCUUACAUCUAUUGUGUGUUGGGGAGAGUUAAGGUAGUGUUCAGGAGGCUACUCCAGGGAUUCAGUAACACAGCCCCUCUCCCUCAAACUUAUCCUUUUUUGGUUCUUUGUACUAUAUUGUUACUGGCAAUUAGGCUAAGUGCAGCUACAAAUUCCAUACUGCUUGAUUCUGUGACCUUUUCCUCUUCCUUUCCCUCACUUUUCAGUCCUCUCUUCCCACCAAACUCUGGGUGCAGUUGUACUGAGAAGUCUUAGCAGUUUGUAGCAGUUUCCUCCCCCCCUUUAUCCACCCCUCAUCUCACAGUUCAGGAGAGGCUGACUAGGGAGAUAGCUGAGGCAAUACUGAAGGCCAUCAACCCCUCUGGAGUGGGUGUGGUAGUUGAAGCCACGUGAGUCUCCACAAUAAUUUGAGGGUAGCAGCAGUUUUCUUGGUAGACUAACGUAAAGUUUUCUCUUUCAAACUGCACAUUGUCCGGUACUGCAUGAUU